This is a messenger RNA of Rubroshorea leprosula, 580 nucleotides long. The record is from the annotation of a GenBank genome assembly. NCBI's taxonomy places the organism in Eukaryota, Viridiplantae, Streptophyta, Magnoliopsida, Malvales, Dipterocarpaceae.
AAACCUAGAUCUGGGUUUUCUUUCUCCAACUUCAUCUUCUCUAUUAUGAUCUUUCUUCAUCUUUUUUGCUAUUUUGUCUAAUUAUCAUAGUUUUACCAAAAUAAGAUAAGGAGAGGGUAGGAAUCUUUUUAAUUAUGGUUUUAGCAAUUACCAUGUCCUCGUCAUAUCUUCCUACUACAAACCCAAAUUCUAUUGCUGAGGCUUUAGAAGCUAAAAACCCAAAUGAAGCCAUUUUUAUAUUGUACCGGGUUCUCGACAAUCCUUCAUCUUCACUAGAAGCUCUGAGGAUCAAAGAACAGGCAAUCACUAACCUCUCUGACCUUCUCAGCAAGAGAACAAAGCUAAGGAUCUUUGCACACUGCUUAUUCAUGCCUAGCCGUCUAGCUCGUCACUCCCCCGGGCUUCCCACGCGUUGGGUCUCACUACCUGAAAUGGCGGACAAGGAAAUCGUGAGAUAAAAUAUCUCAGUAAGUAAACAUGGGGGCCCGACAUCAAAGUUUAAAGCAUGCCAAAUAAUCGAUUUAAAACAUGAACAGAGCAUUUCAAGAACGGAGCGUUUCAAUAACAAAUCAUUAAUGCA